Messenger RNA from Peronospora farinosa, 1368 nucleotides. Lineage: Eukaryota; Oomycota; Peronosporomycetes; Peronosporales; Peronosporaceae. The record is from the annotation of a GenBank genome assembly.
AUGACCGAGAAAUAUAGUAUGAGCAAUGACUGGCUAUGGGAGCCGAAGCUCAUGUACGCGCUAAGUGCCGUCUGGGGUUCCACGACCGCAAACUACUUACCAGUCUAUUACCAGCACACGGCUGGGUUUUCCAAGAUGCAGAUUGGAUUAUUGCAGACACUUCCCAGUAUCGCCGCCAUCUUGGGCCCACCAUUUUGGGGCGGUGUAGCCGACCACAUCCACAACCAGCGCCUUGUGCAUGUGUUUUGCAUUGUCAGUGGCACGAUGCUGCAGUUUUCGGUUCGAUAUUUUUACUGGUCACUGGGCUGGACAGUGUUUAUGGUUCUCAUCAGUCAGAUCCAGAGCUUUCCUGCGGGCUCAUUGCUGGAUCACACUGUGCUUGAUUUACUGGAAAAGGAAGGAGGAGAGUACGGAAGACAGAGACUUUUUGGAGCUGUGGGGUGGGGCAUUGGGACCUACUUGACAGGAAUUGUGGUGGCAUUUGGAGGGAUCUUUUGGUCGUUUAAUCUGUGUCUCAUCGCAGGGUUUUCGACGUUGCUAGUGCUGCGACUGAUCCCGCGUGUCAAGUAUGGCGUUGAGUACACUUCACUGGAUACUCCAUGUGAGGUCGGACGAGGGAAUACCGAGACUGCGCUGUCGUUUUCGGAGACACUGCAUUUGAUAUCCCAACAAUUGGACGUGCUAGCACUGUUUGGUGUGGUUUUCAUCAUGGGAAACAUGAACGGGGUAUUCAGCAGCUUUCUCCAAUUGAAUCUUUACAAUCUCGCUGGCGACGAUCCGCAUAUUAUUGGCGUAGCUAUCAUGUGUGAAACGGUGUCGGAGUUGCCUGCAUUUUUCUUUGCUGACAAAAUUGUGAAGAAAAUGGGUAUAGUGAACGUACUUCUUGUGUCGCUUGCGGGUUACACGUUACGAGUUUCUUACUAUGCGCUGAUGAUAAAUCCAUGGGGGGCGAUUCCGUUUGAGUUCCUGCACGGCAUCACGUUUGGAUUGACGUGGGCAGCUUGUACACAAUACGUAUUUUCUGCGGCGCCUCGUGGAUGUGAGGGAACCUUCAUGGGCGUGUUGAGUUCUGUUCAAAAUGGUUUGGCGCGAGCGUCGGGCACGCUUAUCGGUGGAUACUUUUAUCAAAACUAUGGCGCUCGUGUGAUGUGGAUUGUCACGGGGUUCGGCCUGCCGCUGUCGCUGAUUAGCGUUGCUACGUUUGCAUAUUUAAAGCAAGACGAAUGCAGUAAGGUGCCGGAGGAAGAGUUGUUGUUAGAGCAUGCUGCGCUGUUUUCUCCUCAUCGGUGUGACGUACAAGGAUUAAAGUCGCCAUUGCAUGCACCAGGAUUAAACUCGUCUUCACACUUUCUGUACGACUCCACUUAA